Messenger RNA from Drosophila takahashii, 1142 nucleotides. RefSeq names its product proteasome regulator gamma (gene REG). Lineage: Eukaryota; Metazoa; Arthropoda; Insecta; Diptera; Drosophilidae. Gene Ontology annotation, cellular component: cytoplasm; proteasome activator complex; nucleoplasm. Gene Ontology annotation, biological process: regulation of proteasomal protein catabolic process; regulation of G1/S transition of mitotic cell cycle; positive regulation of endopeptidase activity. The record is from RefSeq and is a predicted model, not a curated record. Gene Ontology annotation, molecular function: endopeptidase activator activity.
UUGUGGCUUUUUGUAUGGCACCCCCUGCCGUUAAUUUGCUAAAUUAAUUUUCUAAAUAAUCCAAAUGCUUAUUUUAAUCGAAACCCUUUAAAUACAAUUAAUUUGUCACACUUACCAGCCGGCUUGUCUCUAGAUGCGGUAUGUUUUCGGUAUUUUCGUGCCGCCGGUUGCCACAUUUUUUCGCAAACAUCGAUAGCACGCGCAAUCGGUUAGUUUUUUUUUACCCUAUCACCACAUGUGUGUUGUUGCUUUGGCAUCAAAAUUUGUCGAGUGUCCGCAUCGCUGACCGCUGUUGAGAAAGGAAAGGACCAGGAAUCAGGAAUCAUAGCUAACAACAUGCCCAGCGACACGGUGGUGAAGGUGCAGGAGUACAAGGACUCGCUGAUCCUCAAGGCCGAAGUGCUGAUCACCAAGCGCUUCCCCGAGAAGAUCGUCCAGCUGAACGAGCUCCUGGCCACGCCGAUGUUCAACGAGCGCAACUUCGAGGAGGUGCACCAGGACCUCAACAUCCCGGCCCUGCCGCCGGUGCUUGUGAAGAACCACGAGGAUCUGCAGUCCGAGGACGGCGACCAUCCGCCCACCAAGCGGCAGCGCAAGGAUGUCCUCGUCGCCGGCCAGCCUGUACUGGCACUGCCCGCCGGCACGGUGCCGUGCAACAAGCCGCUCUGCGAGAUGAUCAAGGUGGUCAAACCGAUCAUCAGGAAGCUGGUGGAGGAUUCCAAUCUCCUCAAGAUGUGGAUCUCCUUUAUGAUACCCAAGAUCGAGGAUGGCAACAACUUUGGGGUCUCCAUCCAGGAGGACACGCUGGCCGAGAUUCAGACAGUGGAAUCCGAGGCGGCCGCCUUCUUUGACCAGAUAUCGCGCUACUUCCUGUCGCGCGCCAAAGUCGUGUCCAAGGUGGCCAAGUAUCCGCACAUCGAUGACUAUCGGCGCGCCGUCGUCGAGCUGGACGAGAAGGAGUACCUCAGUUUGUGGCUGGUCGUCUGCGAGGUGCGCAAUCGCUACUCCUCGCUGCACGACAUUGUGAUUAAGAACCUGGAGAAGCUGAAGAAGCCGCGCUCCUCGAACACCGAAAGCCUCUAUUAGGUAUUCCCUUAAGCCCAAGUCUUCACUAAUUUUUCGGAAGAGGGGCCUGUGUCCCA